Closterium sp. Yama58-4 is the source of this 5724-nucleotide messenger RNA. The record is from the annotation of a GenBank genome assembly. Lineage: Eukaryota; Viridiplantae; Streptophyta; Zygnematophyceae; Desmidiales; Closteriaceae.
AUGUCAUUCCUCUUUUCGCCCCUUCCGCGCCGCACCCCGCAGGACUUGUUUGAAUCGCACUGCAUAUCGCCAGCGGACUACCACGCGGCCAAGCUGGCGCUGAUCCACCGCCUCGCAGCGCAGGGGGCGGACAUAGACGACACGGAUUUCUACCUCGGAUCGGCCGGCCCCAACGCGCCCUCCCUCCUCCGCAACAGCCGGCCGUCCCUCCACAGCCCUCCGCCCUCCGGCGCUCCUCCUUUCUCUCUCGGCGAUUCUCUGCGCCGCAGCGCCGGUUCUAGGGGCGCGCUGUUGCGCGCAAGCCGCAGCAAAGGGCGGGGGGAGCGGGAAUGGGAGGCGGAAGAAGCGGAGCAGGAGUACGUGGCGGUAGCGACGGAGGCGGACCUCACACCAGGCGCCACUCAUUUCGCCCGACCACACGCCGAUCCCCCCCGCACCCCUGCUCCCACCUUUCCGCCUCCUCCGCCCCCACCCAGCGUCCCCGCUGCUGCAGCGGAGGAAGCGGCCGUUGCCAAAAAGAGGGAGCAGUUGGGGGGCGCUGGGGAGAGAGUGAAUGGGGGGGGGCAGCGCAAAGUGUAUGGUGCGCCCCAGGGUUUGGCGGACGACACGUGGGGACUUGGCUCUGGCGGCUUUGGCGACUCGUGGGGAGGCGCGCGCAACCGAGAAAGUGGACGAGAGGCGCAGGGUGGCGACGCGGGUGUGGCGACGUACGCUGUAGGCAGAGAGAAGCGGGAGAAUAGGGCGGAUUCAAGAGUUGCGCCUGCGCAUGCGCCUGCGGAUCUGCGUGUCCACCAACAGGCGGAAGCAGGGAAGAAGCGCGCAACAGGGGCAGCCGUUCACAAGUUCCGCCGACCCAUGGCGGCUGCCGCAGGCCCUCCGCCCGCUGCGGAGCAGACGCCGCUGCAGGCCAUGCUGGCGGCGGGGUGGCGCAUGUGGUCCGGUCGCACGGAGAAAGGCGCAGUGCAAGGGGGAAAGGGGGCGGAGGCGGGGGAAGAGACGUGGGUAGAGGAGGUGGUGAUGGUGGAGGAGGUGGAGGCGGAGGAGGAGGUCGGCCGGCCCGCGAGAGGCGCGAUGGCGAGUGGCGCAAGGCAACAGGAGCGCUCAGGGGAGACUCUGCGGGGAGACGAUGGGGGCGGAGGCAGAGCGGGAGGGGCGGGGAUGAGGUCCGCGGGAGCGGCGAGGGAACGCAGCAGGCAGGAGUGCGGAACGAACGGUCAAUCCGCGCGAGAUGCGGAGGGGACGCGGUGGGGUCACGACACAGCUCCAGCAGGACGUGCGCAUGUUGACGCGCGCGUGGGGGAGGGGGACGAGAUCCGCGCGGAAGUGCGCGAGGAGAGGCAGGAGCACGCAGCGCAAUGGACAGCCAACACGCCCGCCACGUGGAUGGCGAGCGCGCUGUCCGAGGGCGAAAACCCCGUGUCGGAAGGCGGCUCCGCGCGAGUCGACCUCUUCGCCGCUGGCCGCUUUCAGCGCCAGGCGGCGCGCGGAGUGGUGCAGGCUCUCAGGCUCGGGGACGCCGAGCUGAGAGGGGGCAGGGUGAAAGCGGAGACAGUAGGGGAGAUUGCGGAGGAACCCGCAACGGAGGAAGACGAGGACCUCGGGCUGAGGGACGAUGGCGGGAACGCGGCGGCGGGGGAAAGCGCGCCUGCUCCCACCCCCAUGACAGCGCCGCGAGCCUUCAGCUUCAGGCGGCCAGGCGGUGUCACGCGGCCCGCCGACCUCGAAACGCCCCCCGGAAAACGCCCCCCGCCCCAGCCCUACCCGUGGGCGGGGAAGCGCGCGGACGAGGAGGGCUUGGCGGGCGGGCCGAGCGGACGGCUGUCCCGCGUGGAGGAGCGGAGGUCGUGCGGGGAGGGCAGCGACUGGUGCGCGGAGGAAGGCGAACGACCGCGCGCACCUCAACCUCCCGCCGCGGAGAGGAUGGCGCAAGAGCCUGAGCUAGUGACGGCCGGGGCGGAGGAUGAGCGGACGGGCUUGGGCAAGGGGAGCCGCCGUCGCCCGGGCGAGCCCCGCACUGGCGGAACCAUUUUCCGCGGAAUCAUGCGGAAGAUCUCCGCGCGUGACCUGGGCGCAGCGGCCGCCGCCGCCGUGGCGAAGGUGGACUUCACUCCGCUCGCCACCGCCGCGCGCCUGCCCAGCUUUGCGCGCACCAUGAGUCGCGGAAAGGGCGCAAGCAGCCGCGCAGCCGCGGCGGGGGGUCUACUGAUGCCGCCGCGCAAGCUGCAGAUCGAGGGGUUGAAGAAAUCCCGCGAAGGCGCGGGAAGGCGGUCGCGCGAUCCGAGCAGGCGCAGUCGCGCGGCGAUGCGACGGUCGGCGCGGUCGAGCAGCAGCAUGGCGAUGGCGAUAGGCGACGACUACGACGACGAUGACGUGUCGUUCUGGGCCGGCGGGGAGCGACGAUCGCGCGUGCUGCGGGUGGCGGGGGAUGAGGAGUUGGUGCACGCUGAAGUAGAGGAGGAGGAGGUGGAAGAGGAGGAGGAGGUGGAAGACGAAGAGUACGAGGAAGAAGAGGAAGACGGGGAUGAGGGGGAGGAGGAGCAACGCGAGGCGACGCCAGGAGUGGCGUGGUCGGUGAACGUGCCCGCAGCCAAGGCGCGCGCCAGGGUGAGCGCGCGGAAGCCGCGGAAGGAGGUCACUCCGCCGGGGCUGCGGGGACGCGGGGAGCAGGCCUAUGAGACGUUCCCUGCGGCGUCAGGGGGAGUGGCGGCGGAGAGUGCGGCAGGGGGGGAGGACGAGGGGGAUGGGGACAGAGAAUCAGCAAUGGCAGCGGCGGCGGCAGCCAUUGGCUUAUCUCCUGCGCUAUCCGGCGUGGUGGGGAUGGCUGGCAGGGCAGACGCGGGGACGGGGAGAGGAGCUGCAUGGCAGCAGGCCCACCAAAAGCACGCAUUUUCCUUUGUGUACCGCCCGUGUGCGCCGUGCAGGGAUGAUGAGAUGACAGCAGUGGCCAUGCGCAUGCCUGCCGACAGAGCAGAGCUCCUCAAGUUCUUCCCACAGCGGUGGGUGGAGCUGUUCGGAGUGGUGGUGCUGGACGUGGUGCAGAAGGAGGUCAGCCGCCAUGUCGCCCCGCUCAAGGACCCCCCGCCUCCACCACCUCCCCCCGCUGCUGCAUGCGCGCCUGCCCACCCUCAUCCCCACCCACAUGCCCACGCGCCAGUGCAAGCCCACAUGCACAUGCAGGUGCAUGGCGAUGCAACCCCAUGUGUCCCCGGGCAUGGCCGUGGGAGUGGGGCGACGGCAGCAGCAGGGGGUGCAGUGCAGGGAGCAGGGGUUUCCACUACGGGUGAUGGCGCGGAUGUGGUUGAUGCUCGCCCUCGCACGCACGGCGCUGCUGCUGUGCGGAACACGUCAGCAGUGGCAGUGGGAGGAGAGGCAAGAGCAGCAGGCACUGGUGGUGGUGCCGGUGGUGGUUCAGGUGGGGUGCAGUUUCAUGGUCAUGCAGGCCCGUCUAGACACUACCGCCCACCAUCCCCCCACCAUGCCACUGCCAACAGUGCAAGCGGUGGCAGCAGGACCACCCCUCAUCCCCUUGACUGUGCUGCUCCGGAGCUUGCUUCGUACAAGCAGCCCUGCGCGCCACCAGUAGCAGCAGCAGCAACACCAGCUAUGGCACCUGCAGCAGCAACAAGACCAGCUCCAACAGCAGCAGCAGCAGCAGCAGCAGCAACAACACGGCCAGGGUCGGGCGGCACGAAGACGGCUCAGCGCCCCCAGCACUACCGGCGACCUUCCCUUGCGCCCCCUGAUCGCUUCUCCCCGACCAUGGCCCCCCCUGUUGCCGCACUGGCGGUGGAAGCACAAAAGAAACAGGGGGAUGCACGUGGUGGCUUUGCAGCAGAGGCAGCGGCGGCAGGCAGUGUGGCAGGGAGCAGGGCGAGCGGCAGCAGCGGAAUGGGAUAUGGGGCGCCGGCACAACCCCUGGGCGAACGGUGUGUUAACGUGGGGCAGGGAGUGGGGCGAGGGAGCUAUGGCAGCCGGGAUGGGAGCACGAGGGAGGGGUGCGACGGCAGCAGGGAUGGCAGUAAGUGGAAGGUGUGGGGUCAAGGGGCCACGGAACGAGAGGGCGCGGGGGGAUUUGAGGAGAGAGAGAGUGUGGUGGCGCCUGUGCUGGACAGCCUAGACAACCCGCUGCUCAACUCCAUCGCCCCUGCUGCUGUCCUUGCUGCUGCUGCUGCCGCAGGCAAGGAGAACGUGGGUGUGUUUGCAGCGGGGAAGGCAGGCGGUGCGGGUGGAGCAGCAGGUGCAGGGGUGGCAGGUGCAGGGCCGGCAGCAGCGAGGGUGGGAGGAGCAGGCAGAGGGCCCAUGAUGGGUGACAGGCCCCCGCCCACCUUCACAGGCCGAAAGCCCCGCGCCCCUGCGCCUGCUGUUGCUGCUGUAGCUACUGCUGCCGCUGCUGCGCCCUCUGCUGCAGUGCCCAGCCCAGCGGUGGGCACUGCGAGGAAGCCUGGCACACCCGCUGUGCGUGCCACUCCGGCUGCUGCUCUCACUGCUGCCGUGGGCAGGGCAGCAGGCAGCGCUGCCAAGGAGAGUGCAGCGCGCGAGGAGGGUGGGCAGGCGCGUGACAUUGGGAAGGGCAGAGAGCAAGUUGUGUCACAGCGACAGGUGGAGUCAGCAGCUGCAAGAGGAGGGUCAAGCGAAGCAGCAGCAAGAGGAGGAGGAGCAGCGGCAGAGAGAGGGCCGGCAGGGGACAGUGGUGGUGCAGGUGUGCAGGUGUCAGGACAUGUAAGCAGCGCGGGGCACAGGAGGAGUGACGAGAGGAGUGGGCAGGGGCACAGCCAUGGUGAGGCAGCAGGCACGGCCGGCAGGGUACGGGAGCAGGAGAGGGUGGGGAACGUGAGGCUGAGUGGCAGCGGUGGUAGCUUCAGGCAGCGCGCUGCAGCAGCUGCGGUGGCCGCCAUUGCUGCUGCCAGUCCCCCUGGGCAUGCAAGCGUGCGUGGCAGCAGGGGAGAUGCGCAGGCAGUGAGGCAGGCUGGCACUAAUGAGGGUGCGCGAGAGGAGAAGGGCAACAGCACGGCUGAUCGUGGUGGUGGUGCUGUGGGUGGUGACAGUCAAGCGAGGAUGGCAGAGAGCUCGGUUCUGGAAAGAGGGGCAGGAGGAGGAGGGGAACAGGGUGGGGCAGCAGCGGGAGGAACAGAGGGAGGAGGCGCAGUGGAUGGGGCAGCAGGCGCGGGUGCGAGGGCAGCAGUGCAGCGCAAGCCAAGGCCAGCCACGUGGAGCAAGGGCACGGUGGCCGCUGCUGCUGGCCCGCGGCGCACCCCACGGCCGUUCAACAUGGGCAGUGCAGGGCGCGCGGGCACCAUGGCACAGGCGCAUGCUCAGAUGCUGCUGGCCCACGGCAGUGCCUCGCACGGCAGUGGCACCAGGCCGGGGGGCAGGGGCGCUCCAGGCAGUGGAGGGCCGGGUGGCAGCAGGGGAGGCGUGCCGCAGCAGGGGGGGCAGCAGGAGGCAGGGCAGAGGGGGGCAGCGGCGCAGGGAGGGGGGGAGGAGGGGAAGGUUGAGGGGGUGGUGGGGGGGGGAUCAGGACCCAUGGCAACGCCAGCGUCGGUGCUGCGGCCCAAGGCUCUGGCGUUUGGCACAGGGGGCCCUGCGGGGGGCCAGUAUGGGGGAUCCAUGGGGCGGCGAGCAGGGCUCAAGGCCAUGAGCGGGUUCAGAGCGCCACUCAGAACGCCCGCUGCUGCUCCCGGCAGCCAUGGCAGCGGCGGUGGCACCGCAGGGAGAGAGGUGUGA